UUCUCCAAUUUUGUCUCUCAUUUCAUCAAUUGAACUGUAAAUUAUUCCAAUUAUUUGUUCAACACUCGUGGGAGCAGACAGACUCUGGUUUGAAACCCGUUUGAUUUUUUUGUUAUGCAGCUCAUAUGUUUGAAUAAAUGCCCACUCGAACUGGUCUCUAUAACCAUCCUCUUUCAUAGUACAAGGAUCAGAAUUAUUCUAUCAUCCCUUGCAUCUCCUCAUCACUAAAAGUGUGGCAGAUAAAGAUCAAGAGUUUCAGUUCAUAAGGAUGAUGCAGAGGGAGAAAGAGAGCAAAUCACAAUAAUGAUCUGGAAGGAAACAAGAAUGAUAGUGAAGACCAAGAUCAUAAAUGCUGUUAGACCUGUGAGAACCCCUCUUAGAUAAAACAGCAAAGUCACAUUAGCCUUACUUUCCAAAUUGUUAAGUUGUACCUCCCAUCAGUAUAAAAUCAGCAAGUAUGGUUAAAGACACUUUCAAAUGAUUGAAAGAGGCGUUGGGUUUAGACUCCCAACAGACACAAAAUUCCUCACUCAACAUUGCAAAAUUCUUAAUCAGCUCAAAAUUAUCCAUGCCAAACUUGUGAAAUGCCCCUUCUCAGCUGACACGGCCACUUUUACCUCUCUCCUCUCAGAUGCAGCCAGCUCCUCUAGCAUUACCUUGUUCUCAUAUGCUUGUGUUAUAUUCCAAAACCUUCGGUCCCAUACUACCUUUCAGUACAAUACUAUAAUUAGAGGCUAUGUGCAAUCCAAUCAACCCAUAAAGGCCAUCUUGUGCUACAAAGAUAUGAUGAGAGAUGGACUUAUCAAGAAUAACUACACUUUUACACCUCUAGUCAAAGCUUGUUCCAUGGUUUCACAGGAGUUUGAGCGUAUAGGUUUAUUGGUACAUGCUAAUAUAUUUAAAUUAGGAUUUGGUUCUGACCUAUUUAUUGCAAGCGCUUUGAUUGAGUUCUAUGCCUUAAAUCUUGACAUGGGGACAGCAGAAGAGUUGUUUGGUGAAAUUCCAGUGAGAGAUGUGGUUAUGUGGACCGCAAUGGUCGACGGUUAUGGUAAAAUGGGAGACACUAAGAAAGCGAGAGAAUUGUUUGAUAAGAUGCCAGAGAGGAAUGUGAUAUCUUGGAGUUCAAUAAUUGGAGCAUAUUCACGGAAAAGUGAUUUCAGAGAAGUAUUAUGCUUGUAUAAAACAAUGGAAAACUUGAGUUUGAAGCCUAAUGAGUCGGUUCUGGUGAGUGCACUUACUGCAUGCGCUCAUCUUGGUGCAUUAUCGCAGGGUUUAUGGAUACACUCGUAUGCCAAGAAAUGCAGGUACGUCUCCAAUCCUAUUCUAGCUACCGCAUUGGUUGACAUGUACUCAAAAUGCGGUUGUGUGCAUCUAGCUUUAACAGUUUUUGAAGAGAUUCGAGAAAAGGACUGCCGAGCCUGGAAUUCUAUCAUAUCUGGAAUGGCACUACAUGGAGAUGCUAAGAAAUCACUCAAACUAUUUAAUGACAUGGUUCUGAGUGGGACCCGACCAACUGACGCUACAUUUGUUGCUGUCCUCACUGCUUGUACUCAUGCUAGGAUGGUCCAAGAGGGCCUAUCUCUGUUUGAGAGCAUGACAAGAAUCUACAAGAUUGAGCCUAAAGUCGAGCAUUAUGCCUGUGUUGUAGACCUCUUGGCCAGAUCAGGUGAGAUAGAGAAAGCCGAGAAAUUUAUUGAAGAUAACAUCCAUGGAAUUGGGGAAGGGGAUGGUAAUGUAUGGGGAGCUCUGCUGGGGGCAUGUAGGAUUCAUGGGAAGGUCGAUAUUGGGAAUAGAUUGUGGAUAAAGCUAGCUGAUAAGGGAAUUGCUGAUUACGGGAUCCAUGCACUGGCUUAUAACAUGUACCGGGAAUCUGGUUGGGUGCAUGAAGCAAAAAAGGUUAGGAGACAGAUUGAGACGAAACAAAUGAGGAAAAAACCGGGCUGCAGCGCUGUAGAAGUUGACGGGAUUGUAGAAGAGUUUGUUGCUGGUGAUGUUUUGCAUCCUCGGGCAGGCGAUAUUUGUAAGAUUCUUGAUCUUUCACUAAGUGGUGUAUCAUGUCCUACAACAUUGUAUGAGUAUGAUGACAGCACUACUUAGUAACUACUACAUGUCUGUCAUAACAUUUCAUUUUUCAAGAUAAGGUAAUAAAAUGUCAAGAAUCAAGAUUGAGAUAAA
Messenger RNA from Salvia hispanica, 2175 nucleotides. The record is from RefSeq and is a predicted model, not a curated record. Lineage: Eukaryota; Viridiplantae; Streptophyta; Magnoliopsida; Lamiales; Lamiaceae.